AUGUUAGCGACAUUACGAAGUGAAGUCCUAUCAAAUCGGCACAUUUUACAAAUCAGGGCAUUAAUUACGGCGGCGAAUAUCACAAAAAAUAGAUUCCGUUGGCUCUACUCUGUACGGACGCUCCGAAAUUGUAGUGUUCUUGCCGCAACCACCAAAAUGACCGGAACUCGGCUCAUUGCCAACCAACUGACAUGGACACACAAACCAGCCUUGGAACCACUUCAUUCCACGGCUCCCAAAAAGCCGGUAGAACUCAAGUACAAUCCAUUUCUCGGGAAUAGCUUUGCCGCUCUGAAUCAAGAAAAUUGUGAAUCAAAUGGGUAA
This is a messenger RNA of Pochonia chlamydosporia 170, 324 nucleotides long. RefSeq lists its product as hypothetical. The record is from RefSeq and is a predicted model, not a curated record. The transcript has a single exon. The coding region runs from base 1 to 324 and encodes 107 amino acids. Lineage: Eukaryota; Fungi; Ascomycota; Sordariomycetes; Hypocreales; Clavicipitaceae.